AUGGGCAAACGAGUGUACGAUCCAAUUCAUGAUGUGUUCCAGGACCGAGAGGAAAGCGAUGCGCAACGCUCAGUAACAGGUCGAGUUGUGGAGGACGAAGACGAUUCGAACACCGAGAGUGAGGAGACCAAUAGUCCGCAGAAGGAGGCAAUUGUGCCCUCAGUAGCUACUAAUAGAAAGAAGAUGAAGGAAUCGAGUAAAUACAAUCGACAUUUGAAGAAACCAGAUGGUGAAUUUUUCACUCGUCGAGAUUUGCAAUUCCACUUCUUAACAAGAUUGCUCACCGAUGAUAGACCCCUCUUCACGAAUCUGUUCAAGGAAGUGUAUGCCAAAUCGGUGGUACCGUUGCCGACUACCGAGGGUAAGACUGUAGACGUCACAGACGCCAGUUAUGAUGCGCGUACGUUUGUGUUCAACGAUAAGCUUACAUUCUCACAAUUGUACAUCCUGACGCUAGCUUCAUCAACGAAAUGCUCCAAAGUGCUCAGAGACAAGUUGCUUCUUGAUCAUCAAGCAGCCUUCUCGACAUGUAUCCUUGCACUGUUGGUUAAUUUUGGCAGACUCAACACGACGAUAAAUUUUUACUUGGAGAUGACUUCGCAACUAAGAACGUUUCACUCGGUACCUUGUUUGCAAUACCGAGUCGCCGACCUCAAAUCAUUACAGGAUACACCACGGUUGAAAUCGAUAUUGAAGAACUUGAGCGUUGGUAAUGAACCAUUGGAUUUAGCACAACUUUACGAGUCGCCGGGCAUGACAAAUGAGAAGGCCAACGUUGUUAAUCUACUGUUUACGAUGUGCGAUAAUGUGACUCUAGUGAAUAUGAAACUACUGUCGAAAUACGUCGAGGGCCACGCAUCGUUAUUCAAUAUUCUGGAUUCGCCAGACUAUGAACCGGAAGAUAGAUGUAAUGUGGUGCUGUGGUUACUUUACAUCCACACAGAGACAGAUCUGAGCCCCGAGUCUAUUCAGCAAUCGAUCAAGUUGUUUACCACAGGUGAUAAGCUACCAUUGAGACGCGCAACGAAGGAAUACGACCAGGAUCCUCAAGAUGAAUACGACUUUGGUUUAGAACAGAAGGCGAAACGUCGGGAGUUUUUAAAGCGUACGAAGCAUGAUGAAUCAGACGAGAAAGAAGGAGAGGAAGAGGAAGAAGAGGAGGAAGAGGAGCAAGAAGAAGAAGAGGAAGAAGAAGAGGAAGAUGAGACAAUUCAAGAGAUGGAGUCUCAGGAGGACGAGGUAGUUGAACCAGUAACACCACGUAAGAGGCGGGAGACAGGAAAGGAGAAGAGAGAACCCAAACGAAGGAAAGUGGAAACUGUAGUGAAGCAAGAGAGUGCGAGUGAGGACGUAACGCGUAUUGAGGGACUGAUUGAGCUGGACCGCAAGAAGAUUGUGGGCAAAUUGGGAAGGCAUCAAACCAAGGACCAACAAACAUUUGUACAAGAUUUAUUAAGCGCACAAAAGCCGGUGAAGAUGAAAAGACGGGAUCUUGGAUUGGUACGAAUUUUCAACGAGUAUGAAGAUAUCCCGAUGGCGUCCGUUAUUGGAAUCCGCGGUAAGAAGAGGAAGAAGUUCAAGGAUGACGUGUUAGGUUUUGAGACCGACUAUUUGAGAAGUUUUGCCGCUGCGAAGAAGAUGAUGCUGAAUGAUCAAUGGGAAGAGGAGCUUGGUGAUUUUUUCCAGCUAUAG
Torulaspora delbrueckii is the source of this 1692-nucleotide messenger RNA. RefSeq names its product Ies1p (gene IES1). The record is from RefSeq and is a predicted model, not a curated record. The transcript has a single exon. Gene Ontology annotation, cellular component: Ino80 complex. Lineage: Eukaryota; Fungi; Ascomycota; Saccharomycetes; Saccharomycetales; Saccharomycetaceae. The coding region runs from base 1 to 1692 and encodes 563 amino acids.